UUGUAGUGUAAGAAGCGAGAGUUAAGAACAAGGCGUGCUUUGGUUUGUCUACCAAAAAAAAGGGCGUGCUUUGCUUGGCGCUUGGAAAGAGGGUAGAGACAGAGAAAGAGAAAGCGAGACAGAGGGAGGGAGGAUAUAAUAGUGAGAGAGAGUUGCAGAGUGAGAGAGAAGUGAGGAGUCACAGCGAAGCAAACAGAAUUUGGUGAGUUGUGUUUUUUAACGGCGAUUUAGUCGAAGGAUUUGUGCAAAUAUAAAAGCUAGGAAUUGGGAUCACAACGCAUUUCUCCUUCGAAGUUUCCACUCCCAACAGAUCAGCCAUGGAGUGGCCAGCUUGUACGAACGAAUAUGAAAAGCUUCUAAGACGGAUGAACACACCCAGGGUUGCCAUUGACAAUGCUGUCUGUCCCACAGCGACUCUGGUCAAGGUUGAUAGUGCCAGAAGGCAUGGUAUACUAUUGGAUGCAGUGCAAGUGCUCACUGAUUUGAACCUUUCAAUUAAAAAGGCCUAUAUUUCCUCCGAUGGAAAGUGGUUCAUGGAUGUUUUUCAUGUAACGGAUCAACAAGGAAACAAGCUAACAGAUGAGAGCGUUAUAAAAUACAUCGAACAGUCAUUGGGAAGUAUUCACAAUGAGAGAACCAAUCACUCAAACGGUCUCACUGCUUUGGAAUUAACCGGUACAGACCGAGUCGGCCUUCUAUCGGAGGUGUUCGCAGUGCUAGCUGAUCUUCAAUGUGAUGUUGUUGAGGCUAAAGUUUGGACUCACAAUGGACGCAUUGCAUCCCUAAUCUAUGUUAAAGACUGUGAUUCUGGUUCCACCAUUGAGGACUCCCAGAAAAUAAAUAGGAUUGAAGUGAGGUUGAGAAAUAUUUUGAAGGGAGACAAUGACAUUAGAAGUGCCAAAACCACUGUUGCUCUGUCUGUCAUGCACACGGAAAGAAGGCUGCAUCAAAUGAUGUUUGCCGACCGUGAUUAUGAGAGAACUCCCAUUCUCAAGUUUACUUCUGAUUCUCCUUUAGUGACUGUUCAGAAUUGGGCCGAAAGGGGUUAUUCGGUUGUGAAUGUCCAGUGCAAGGAUCGAAUCAAGUUAUUAUUCGAUCUUGUAUGCAACUUGACAGACAUGGAAUAUGUUGUGUUCCAUGCAACUAUUACCACUAAUGGUGACCAAGCCUACCUGGAGUUUUACAUAAGACAUAAGGAUGGCACUCCAAUUAGUUCAGAACCAGAGCGGCAACGAGUAAUCCAAUGCUUAAAGGCUGCAGUUGAGAGAAGGGCAUCUGAGGGUGUUCGACUAGAGCUGUGCGCAGAAGAUAAACAGGGGCUUCUAGCAGAGGUGAUGAGAAUUUUCCGAGAGAAUGCGCUGAAUGUGACAAGGGCAGAGAUAUCCACCGCAGGAAACAUGGCCACAAAUGUGUUCUAUGUGACGGACGCCAUUGGAAACACAGCCGAUCCAAAAAUAAUCGAAUCUGUUAGGCAAUUAAUCGGGUUAAGCAAUUUGGAAGUGAAGGAGUUGCCAUUGCUAUGGCAUCAGAAGGAAGAGAGAGAGGAUCAAACAGUUGGUGGAGCUGUGUGGCUUUCUAUUGGGAGCCUUGUGAGAAGGAAUUUGUACAAUUUGGGACUAAUCAAAUCAUGUUCUUAAGGAGUAGUUUUAAAGCAUAAUAAUACAAAUUCUUUUCUUGACGAGGAUCGGACUGUGUACAUAAGAAGGUUAAAGGUGGAAUUUGGUAGUUAUAGUUAGUUGGGUUGGGUAUGGUAGGUGGAAAGAGAUGGGUAUCUUGUACAGCUGGAAGAGAUUGGGACUCCUUACCAUUUUAAAUGCUUUGUGAUGGAAAAGGAAAGGCUCGAGUUAAGAGAUACUGGUUCCCUGGCCUUGUCGUUGAGGAAGGCUGUGAUAUGAAAGUAUGCGGGUGGAUUCUUGGUGGUAAAGAUAAGUUUAGGAAAUUAGGUUCGUUAUUCAUAGAGCACUUAGUUCAUUUGUAUAUAGUGUACAUGCCAACUGGUUACUUUAUUAAUAUAUAAUAUGAAUAUGAAAUGAAUGUUAGUGGUGAGAAAUUCCAAUUUUUAUAAAAGAAACACUAUUUGGAUUUUACAGUCUGUAUAUAUGGAAU
Messenger RNA from Arachis stenosperma, 2106 nucleotides. RefSeq names its product ACT domain-containing protein ACR8-like. Bases 318 to 1637 code for a protein of 439 amino acids. The record is from RefSeq and is a predicted model, not a curated record. Lineage: Eukaryota; Viridiplantae; Streptophyta; Magnoliopsida; Fabales; Fabaceae. The transcript has 7 exons.